This is a messenger RNA of Haliotis rufescens (red abalone), 576 nucleotides long. Its product is annotated as histone-lysine N-methyltransferase SETMAR-like. The transcript has 2 exons. The record is from RefSeq and is a predicted model, not a curated record. The coding region runs from base 1 to 576 and encodes 191 amino acids. Gene Ontology annotation, molecular function: nucleic acid binding. NCBI's taxonomy places the organism in Eukaryota, Metazoa, Mollusca, Gastropoda, Lepetellida, Haliotidae.
AUGGCAAGGGUAGAUUCUGCCAAAUUUUCGUCAAAGGUUGAAUACAGGGCUGUUAUUAGGUACCUCUACUUAAAAGAGAAACCGGGAAAGGAGAUACAUGAUGAAUUGCCAGAUGUUUAUGGUGACAGUGCACCUUCGCAUGCACAGGUCAAAUUCUGGGUUGCAGAAUUUAAGAGGGGUCGGGUGAACCUGGAAGAUGAGCCACGCCCUGGCAGGCCUGUAGAGGUGACCAAUGACCAAACAAGUGAAGCUGUGAGACAACUGGUUGUCAAAGACAGGCAAAAGAAGGUUUGGGAUGCAGACAACUUAAUGGAGAUAAUUGUUGCUGGUGAUGAAACCUGGGUACACCACUAUGACCCAGAAACCAAAGAACAGAGUAAGCAGUGGACUGGCUUUGCUUCACCCCGUCCCAAAAUGUUUAAGACUCAACCAUCGGCUGGCAAAGUCAUGGCAACCAUCUUUUGGGAUACCAAAGGGGUCUUGCUCACUGACUACUUGCCACGUGGCCAGACUAUUAAUGGAGAGUACUACUACGAUCUCCUGGACCGUUUGCGGACUGCUAUUUUUGCCAAAUAG